AUGGCCUCCUCUACGCAUUCAUCAAUCACUAAACGUGGAUCUCUUCCCACUGCUGGCAGUGUUUUCUUCAUCUCCUCAGCCGGUCGCGUUCUCAAACUUCCCAUCCCCAGCGGAUCCUAUCGCGAUCCUCUGACGUGGUCAUGGUCGAAGCGGUUCCUAGCGUUUUUUGCUUUGCAAAGUCUUUCAAUUGCAGUUUCCUUCGAACUAAACCUCCCCGGUCUUCUGAUCGGAGCCAUUAGACAUGAAUUUAAAGAUGAGGAUCUGAGCCCUUUCAGUAUAGGGUCAAUCUCUUCGGCCAUGACCCUUUUCACCGGCUUUGGCUAUCUAAUUGGCAUACCACUGUCAACAGCAAUAGGACGACGGCCCGUAUUUGUCGGCGCAGCAAUCACCGCCACUUUAUCAACCUUGUGGGCUGCCUUUGGAGGAAGUUUCUUUCAAUUGCUUGCUGCUGUCAGCUUUCAAGGCUUGGCUGCUGGAUCAGCCACAGGCAUGUGCAUUCUCAUCAUCAUUGAUGCGACCUUCAUUCAUGAGCGUCCUAAUGCGUUAUCUUUGUUUUGGUGUUUAGGCUCAGCUUUCAUUAAGCUAUCCAUCCUAAUCCUUCCACUUACAACAGAUCUCACAAUGCAGUGGCGAUGCGUAUACAAAAUCUGGUUUUCGAUUUGCACUUUGGCUCUAAUCCUGGUGGUGCUCUUCGUUCCGGAGACAUACUUCCUUCGACCACCUGUCGCGCUCGAUGGAAGAGUUCUUGUCCAGAGCGCUUCCGAAAAGAUCCAAGUUUACAGUGGCUGGGAUGAGGUUGAGGGCAUCAGGAACGAGAAACCGUUGCCAGAUAUACCAGCAUCAUGGUCAUGGUGGUCUCAGCUCAUGGUCACGCGCGCACCAGGAACUAACUGGAGCUCCAUGGCUGCCACAUACGGCCAAAUGCUUCUUUGCAUUCUGAAUCCUCUGACCUUUUGGGUUUCGCUACUCACAGGUGUUGUUCUCAGUGGUGUCAUCUUCUUGAACCUCACGCAGCCGAUGGCUCUUGUACAUGCACUCGGAUCCAAGCAAGUAGACACUAUCAACAUCAUGCUUGGGGUUACUGGAGUUGUUGGUUCUAUCCUGGCGUUUCCAGCUACAGGUCCUCUCGCAUCCUGGUUCACGCGCUAUCAUACACUACGCAAUGGGGGCAUACGCCACGCCGAGGUCUAUCUGGCCAUCUUUUCCAUCCCUGUUAUUACAGGCCUACUCAGCGUGAUACUGAAUGGCCUCACUAUUAUUAAUGGGUGGCCUGUAGCAUGGAUCUAUGUCACAUCCGCUAUCAGCAUCAUCAGCUAUCUUACCGGCAAUGUUGCUUUCAACUUGUGGAUAACAGAGGCUUUUCCAAGAUGGGCGGCAGCGGCAUUGGCUGUUCAGCUGUUUGUGGGAAAUAUGUUUGGAUUCGGUAUCGGCACCGCGGUCGCUCCUUGGGUCCAACAUAACCAUAUUUUAGAGCCGACCAUCCUCAUCGCGAGCCUGCUGCUUAUCAUGGGGGCAAUGGCAGUUCCUGCGGCAUUUUGGGGGCAGAAUGUCCGACAGUAUAUCCAAGGGCGUUGGAGUGAUUCUGAGAGGACAGCACUGCGUCCACAGUAA
Messenger RNA from Fusarium sp. VM40, 1611 nucleotides. The record is from the annotation of a GenBank genome assembly. NCBI's taxonomy places the organism in Eukaryota, Fungi, Ascomycota, Sordariomycetes, Hypocreales, Nectriaceae.